Bombus pascuorum is the source of this 3029-nucleotide messenger RNA. RefSeq names its product 2-oxoadipate dehydrogenase complex component E1. Gene Ontology annotation, biological process: tricarboxylic acid cycle. Lineage: Eukaryota; Metazoa; Arthropoda; Insecta; Hymenoptera; Apidae. The coding region runs from base 101 to 2905 and encodes 934 amino acids. The transcript is spliced from 13 exons. Gene Ontology annotation, molecular function: thiamine pyrophosphate binding; oxoglutarate dehydrogenase (succinyl-transferring) activity. The record is from RefSeq and is a predicted model, not a curated record.
GAUCUAUCGAAAGAGGGGGAGGUAAGAGUGUUAAACUCACUUGGGCGCUGUGAUAGGGAGAACUGCCAGUUAAGCUGUAGAUUUCGUAGCGAAAACAAGAAUGCACGCAUCUCUUCGAAUAUUUUGUAGAACCAAACACCCAUGCUUUCAAUGGGCAGACAAGCAUCCAGCUGUGAGAUCUAUAAAUUACCGAUUAAAAACCUGUACGCGACUCUAUAACAGUGAAAAUGGCGUCUAUGGAUACAGACCAAGGCCACAAAAACACUUUGAAGUACCAAACGAGUACCUGGAAAUACGAUCAAAGAACAGCAACUUCUACAGACUGAUUAGCGCCUAUAGAGAAUAUGGUCAUAAACAAGCUGAUAUAAAUCCUGUUGCGACAAAAAAACCAGUGCCAUUGGCAGAGUUGAAACUAGAGAGAUUCGGUUUAAGUUUGAAUGAUAAAGUUCCAUUCAGGGGGAUUUUAUCAAUGGGGAAAAAUGAAGGAACAGUAGAAGAGGCUUUAAAAUUUUUGAACGAGACAUACACUGGCCAUAUAGGAGUAGAAUUUAGCUACUUGGAGACUGAGGAGGAAAGAGAGUGGUUCGCGGAGACCGUAGAAAGAAGUUCAAGGGAACCCGUGACGGACGAAACGCGAAUCGGCAUCGCAACAGAAAUGUUGAAGAGCCAAACUUUCGAUCAAUUUUUGGCCAUCAAAUUCGUGAACUUUAAGAGGUACAGUGGCGAGGGCGCUGAGAGCAUGAUGGCCUUCUACUAUGAAUUUUUUAAACUAUGUGCCAAUGAUGAUUUAAAAUACAUUGUAAUUGGCAUGGCCCAUCGAGGUCGACUAAAUUUUCUCACGGGAAUGUUGAAUUUCCCACCGGAAAAAUUAUUUCGACAGCUACGAGGAUACUCUGAAUUCCCGGAUAACGUGAACGCAACUGGUGACGUGAUCAGUCAUUUUGUAUCUUCCACAAACCUCGACAUUAAUCAGAAAAGCCUCCAUGUUACGGUAUUACGAAACCCUUCACAUUUGGAAGCUGUGAAUCCUGUUUCCAUGGGAAAAACUCGAGGAAUGAUGCAAGCAAAUAAAGACGGAGCAUAUAGUGAAGAUGCGAACGCUCAAUGGAGCGAUAAAGUGUUAAAUAUUCAAGUUCACGGAGAUGCAGCUUACGCUGCUCAAGGAGUUAACCAAGAAUGUUUAGCAUUAUCCGCAGUUCCUCAUUUUGAAAUAGGUGGAACAGUUCACUUGAUGAUCAAUAAUCAAUUAGGUUUUACAACUCCAGCCUCCAGAGGUAGAUCGUCGAGAUACUGCACGGAUUUAGCCAAAAUGAUCUCCGCUCCGGUGAUCCAUGUAAACGGAGAUGAUCCUGAAAUGGUUAUCCGAGCUGCUAGAAUAGCGUUCAAGUAUCAACGAAAAUUUAGGAAGGACAUUUUUCUGGAUCUGAAUUGCUUCAGGAGAUGGGGUCAUAAUGAACUAGACGAACCUGCUUUUACAAAUCCUGUUAUUUAUAAAAUUAUACAUAGCCGUCCAUCAGUACCAGAUCGAUAUUUAGACAAACUAAUAAAGGACAAUGUUCUUUCAAUGGAAAAUGUCAAAAAUAUCAUCGAAGAUCACAAGGCCAAAUUGAAUCAAGGUUUGGAUGAAGCGGAUAAAUACAUCCCACAACCUACGUAUUUUGCAGGCUUGUGGAGCAAAAUACAGCAGGCUGAUGCGAGCGUGACACAGUGGGACACGGGAGUUGAUUUAAGCCUAUUGAGGUUCGUUGCCGAAAAGAGCGUUCACAUUGACGAUGACUCGAUAAUUCAUCCCAAAUUAUUGAAAAGCCACGUUCAAUCUCGAUUAAACAAAAUAGCGAGUGGUGAACAUUUGGAUUGGGCUACUGCCGAAGCUUUGGCAAUUGGAACUUUAUUGUAUCAAGGGUAUAAUGUAAGAAUAAGCGGGCAAGACAUUGGUCGUGGUACCUUUUCCCAUAGACAUGCCAUGCUUGUUGAUCAAUCCACUGAAGAUAUACAUAUUCCAUUAAAUUCAAUGGUCGAGAGGCAAACAGGAAAAUUAGAGUUAGCUAAUAGUAUUCUGUCUGAAGAAGCAGUCUUAGGAUACGAGUAUGGCAUGAGUAUAGCUAUGCCAACUACCUUAACGAUAUGGGAGGCACAAUUUGGAGAUUUUUUUAAUGGAGCACAGAUCAUGAUCGAUACUUUUGUAACCAGUGGUGAGGCAAAAUGGAUGCUAAAUAGCGGAUUAACGAUACUUUUGCCACAUGGUUACGACGGCGCUGGUCCUGAACACAGUUCCUGCAGACUUGAAAGGUUUUUACAACUUACGGACAGUAACGAAGAUAAACCUGAUGGUGAUAGUGUUAACAUAUGUGUGACAAACCCUACGACACCGGCUCAAUACUUUCAUCUAUUAAGGAGACAAAUGGUAAGAAAUUUUCGAAAACCUUUAAUAAUAGUGGCUCCGAAAAUAUUGCUGCGCUAUAUCGCAGCAACCUCGCCGAUAACAGAUAUGCAACCACAGACUAGAUUUAAGACCGUUAUAGGAGAUGAAAAGGUAGAAGAAUCAAAAGUAACAAAAGUGAUCCUUGUGAGCGGUAAACACUAUUAUGCUCUUGAUAACUUUAGAGAAAGUGCAGAUCAAAAGAAUGUAGCAAUUAUUAGAGUCGAGAGUUUAUGCCCUUUUCCAAUUCAAGAAUUAUUGCAAGAGAUCGAUAGAUAUAAAUACGCCAAGACUUUCAUAUGGAGUCAAGAAGAACCGCAAAAUAUGGGAGCGUGGAAUUUUGUCAAGCCUCGAUUCGAAAAUUUAUGUGGCAGACUAAUAAAAUACAGCGGUCGUAAACCCAUGGCUGCAACAGCUGUAGGUGCGGGAAAGUUACAUCAGCAGGAAGCUCAGGAAGUAACCGUGAAACCCUUUAAUAUGAAAUGAAUUUUGUAUUGUAUUGUAUGUUUUACUCUUUUUUAUUUAUACAUAUAAUUCAACUGCCAAAAAUCACAUUUAUUUGCAUAACAUCAUUAUAUACUAUAUGAGGAAAUAAAUUAUUUACAUGUCA